This is a messenger RNA of Triticum aestivum (bread wheat), 1502 nucleotides long. Its product is annotated as hydroxyphenylpyruvate reductase. Gene Ontology annotation, cellular component: cytosol. Bases 238 to 1212 code for a protein of 324 amino acids. NCBI's taxonomy places the organism in Eukaryota, Viridiplantae, Streptophyta, Magnoliopsida, Poales, Poaceae. The transcript has a single exon. The record is from RefSeq and is a predicted model, not a curated record. Gene Ontology annotation, molecular function: hydroxypyruvate reductase [NAD(P)H] activity; glyoxylate reductase (NADPH) activity; NAD binding.
AGCAGAGAUCGGGAAUUGGAUACCCGUCUGCGCCCUCUUUUUUUUUGCGUGUACAAAACGAAAAGGAAACAGGGUAAGAUGACCUCAGUCGAGACGUAGACAAACCCUUCCUAGAUUCAUGGUGGCGCCCCCGACGGCAAUCUUUAUCGGAACAGAAAUGGUGGUUCCUAAUUAACUGCAGCUCCAGAUCAAUUACCUACCUGCCCAUCACGCCCUCUUCUUGCGCGACAUCGUACGAUGGCAGCGACGCGCCGGGUGCUAGUGCUCUGCCGCCUCUCGCCGUCCUCCCUCGCCGGUCUCGCCGCCCGCUUCAGCCUCCUCGACCGCCACGCCUCGCCGCUCUCCAUGGAAGCCUUCCUCGCCGCCGCGGCCGCCGCCAACGACCCACCGCGCCUGGCCCUCGUCCCGGGCGUGGGCGUCCGCGUCGACGCGGCUUUCCUGGACGCCGUCCCGUCGCUGCGCUGCGUGGUGACCGUUAGCGCCGGCCUGAACCACGUCGACCUCCCCGAGUGCGCGCGCCGCGGCGUCGCUGUGGCCAACGCGGCCGGGGUCUACUCCUCCGACGUCACCGACCACGCCGUCGGCCUGGUCAUCGACGUGCUCCGGCGCGUAUCGGCGGCCGACAGGUACGUGCGGCGGGGACUCUGGCCGGAGCGCGGCGACUUCCUGCCCCUCGGGUCCAGGCUCCGCGGGAAGCGCGUUGGCAUCGUCGGCCUCGGCAGCAUCGGAUCGGCGGUCGCGAGGAGGCUGGAGGCGUUCGGCUGCGUCGUCUCCUACCAAUCCCGCGGCCGGAAACACGACGUCUCCUACUGCUACCACCCCACGGUGCACGACCUCGCGGCGUGCUCCGACGUGCUGGUCGUCGCGUGCGCGCUGACGGCCGAGACCCGGCACGUCGUGGACAGGCGCGUGCUGGACGCGCUGGGGAGCGGCGGCGUGGUGGUGAACGUGGCGCGCGGCCCGAACGUGGACGAGGCGGAGCUGGUGAGGGCGCUCGCGGAGGGCAGGCUCGCCGGCGCCGGGCUGGACGUGUUCGAGGACGAGCCGGACGUGCCGGCUGAGCUGAUGGCCAUGGACAACGUCGUGCUGACGCCUCAUCGGGCCGCGUUCACCCCGGAGUCCAUAGCCGACCUCGACCGCCUCGUCGUUGGCAACCUCGAUGCCUUCUUCGCGGGCACACCGCUGCUUACGCCCGUCGUCGUCUGUGACUGAGCACAAAGAAUGUCGAUUGUGACCGACCGCCAGCUCUUCACAAAGAAUAAAUCUAGCAGUGAUUAGUCCACCACCGACCGAUGUCUGCUGGACGUGGAUUUCUCUAUGUAGGAGUAACUGGUUAGCGCACAACUCGAAUCUGUACCAUACAUCAAGUUGGGUAGUCGCAUCAACAUGCAGGAAAGCUGCAACGGACCCACUGUCGUUUCAUCAGUAGGUUCGUUGUAUUGCUUAGUCUUUUUCAUAUUGUCCGUAUUUUUAUUGUAUUAGCUAAAGCAUGCACUUUUAUA